Messenger RNA from Chaetomium fimeti, 462 nucleotides. RefSeq names its product thioredoxin-like protein. The record is from RefSeq and is a predicted model, not a curated record. The coding region runs from base 1 to 462 and encodes 153 amino acids. NCBI's taxonomy places the organism in Eukaryota, Fungi, Ascomycota, Sordariomycetes, Sordariales, Chaetomiaceae. Gene Ontology annotation, cellular component: cytosol. Gene Ontology annotation, molecular function: protein-disulfide reductase activity. The transcript has 2 exons.
AUGGCCGAAGCAGUUCAAGUCAUCCCCAACCUCGACGCGCUCGACGCGCUAACCGCCGCCAACAAAUACGUCAUCCUCGACUUCACAGCGCAGUGGUGCCCGCCGUGCAAGGCCAUCGCCCCCCUCUACGGGAAGCUGGCGGCGGCGCACGCAGUGGACAAUGCCAUCGCGUUCGGCAAGGUGGACGUGGACGACGCGGCGGACGUCGCGAAGAAGUUCAGCAUCAGCGCCAUGCCCACCUUCAUGUUCCUCGUCGACGGCGAGCCCGCGGGCAUCGACGUUGGCGGCGCCGCGGGCCCGCUCGCCGGCCGCCAGACCGUGGUGCGUGCCGAGGGUACCGGGCCCGAAGGCCCGCUGGUUGCGAUCCGUGGUGCCGACCCCGCGAGCUUGACGCACGCGAUUAAGAAGGUGGCGGAACUGGCGGCAGCGGCCAAGCCGGAGGAGGCUGGUGAGAGUGCUUAG